ACCACACCCACAAGCGCCAGCACCACCUAUCAUGGGGCGGCGUUCCCAAAGGAGGCAGGUGACCCUGAAAGAGGUACAGGUCCUGAUCGCCCUCCCCCCAUGGGGGAGCAAGGGUCACCUGACUCGGAGCCGAUCAGUGUGGAGAUGGAGGGAGUGAGGCGCCCCCGGAGCUGGAGAAGACCAACCACAGCGUGCAUUACACCCUCCUGAUCGCCUGUGUCUUGGUGGCCUUCGUCCUCGGCGCCUUCCUGUCCGGCUUCCUGGUGUCGUGCUACUGCAACCACACGGGCCACAAGACCAAGAAGCUGUCCAAGGAUCCCGAGGCGCCGAUCCCGCACGCCCUGUCGCUCCGCAGCCUGGCCAAGCUCAACGGCCUCCUGGACAGCCAGAGCAAGGACGACAAGCUGGAAGUGUCCUCUCCAAAGAUCUACAACUCCUUCUUCGCCAGCAGCAAGGAGCACCACUCGUCCAGGAGAAAUGGCCACCACGCCAUGACGAUGGGAGACCUGGUCCACCCCCACCACCACCACCUCCACCACUCCUCAGAGCUGUCCGGGCUGCCCACGCCGGAUUCCACCCCGGAGUUGCCCAUUAAGAGCAUGAAAGCUUUCAAGAACCAGUGGGAGAAGAACCAGAACUGCAACAACGCCAAGGAACCCAAGUCCCAAAACUAUGGCUCCAGGCCCAGUUCAGCCCUGCUCCACCAGCAGGUCUUCCCCUACUCCCACGGCCUCGCCAACGGGCAGCCGGCGGUCGGCCACCUGCAUCCGGACGAGCGGAAAAUCCACAACGUGGAGCGCGUGCUGUCGCAGCAGCCGUACGCCGGUUACUCCCAGAAGGUGAUGGAGGUGACGUCGCUGGACGAGCUGCUGAAGCACAUCCACGAGGCGAGCGGCAGCAAGAGCUCGCAGCUCAUGAGCCCGUCGGGCCUGAUGGCCAGCGGCGGCGGGGGCCAGCUUGCGUUUGCCAACCGCAUCCAGCCUCAGAUUCCCGAGACGGAGUCGGCGCCGUACUACAGCUCCUCCACUUUACCCCGGGACAGCCUCACCCGCCGCAUGGACGUUCCUCCAGACAUCCCCUCGCACCACCAGUCCACCCUGGAGAGGAGGCACUCCUCCCAGAGGCACUCGCUGAUCGCCGCCGCCGCCAAAAUGCCCAAUGGCGCGGCGGGCGGAGGGGGCGGGGCCGGGGGAGGAAGUGCACUACCCCCUCAUCCCAACGGGUACCUCGCACGCCAGCACAGCUACAACGGAGAGCAGCAGGAGGUCCCGCACCGGGGCGCCAUCGUCCGCCGGGCCUCCUCUCUAAAGCCCGACGUCCCGCCGAAGCCGCUGUUCAUACCCGCCACGUCCCCGGUCAACGAGCAGGGGAAGUACAACUACUGA
Molecule: messenger RNA, 1385 nt
Organism: Salarias fasciatus (jewelled blenny)
Lineage: Eukaryota; Metazoa; Chordata; Actinopteri; Blenniiformes; Blenniidae
Product: semaphorin-6D-like
Exons: 3
Coding region: 492-1385 (297 amino acids)
Source: RefSeq, a predicted model, not a curated record